Messenger RNA from Oppiella nova, 708 nucleotides. NCBI's taxonomy places the organism in Eukaryota, Metazoa, Arthropoda, Arachnida, Sarcoptiformes, Oppiidae. The record is from the annotation of a GenBank genome assembly.
AUGGCUUAUGAUGAAGAUUCGGAGUGUUGUGUGAAUUCAUACAAAGAAAAGACCAAAAGUAGAUCCGAAUACUUAGUUUUGGAUGAAUUUCCCAAAAGAAUAUUAGAAAUUCAAGAGUUGUUGGAAAACAAGAGAUUUGCACUCAAAAACCUAUCGUCAUAUGAUUUUGACGUCAAUAUCCCAAUUCCUCCGCCAGAAGAUCCAAACAUGGAUUUGAGUGACAAUUGUUUGCUAUCAAAGAGUUUUCUGUUUGAAAACGGUUUGGUCGACUCAAACCCACACCUCAUGGAAGCGAUCGAAAUAGUGAAGCCGUGGGCACUGCAACUGAUCCACGACUCAAAUACCGUCAAAAUGGGUAUCUCUCUCAUGAUUCCCAAGAUAGAGGACGGAAACAACUUUGGUGUCGAAAUGCAACAAGAGAUGCUGAUUGGCGUAGCCGUUGUUGAGCUCAAGACUCAGCAUCAUUUGGAUCAGAUCUCCGACUACUUCACGAAAAGGGCAGAAAUGGUGACAAAGAUUGUCAAAUACCCGCACUCUAUGGACUAUCGCCGGGCUCUUCGGGAAAUGGAUUACAGAUUUCGUCUUUUCCUUUGCCUUUUCGCAGUUGAUUUGCGUAAUCAUUACAUCAGUUUGCACGACAUGUUUACUAAGAAUCUCAACAAAAUAAAGGAUCCGAGAAAUUCAGACAAUCAUCAGCUCAUGUACUGA